Messenger RNA from Temnothorax curvispinosus, 1542 nucleotides. RefSeq lists its product as uncharacterized. The transcript has 2 exons. The record is from RefSeq and is a predicted model, not a curated record. NCBI's taxonomy places the organism in Eukaryota, Metazoa, Arthropoda, Insecta, Hymenoptera, Formicidae. The annotation marks the transcript as partial.
AUGUUCGUUGACGUAAAUGACGAAGAGGAUGACGAACACGAUACUUGGAUAAAGGAAGAAUUGAUCGCUUUUGUCAAAGCUAAUCCCAACCUGUACGCGCGAAAAACUGGAAGGGAUAUGCUGGCAAAAAUUUUUGCAAAGACGAUUUGGUGGAACAUUGGAUGUGUAGCUCGUCGAAGCAAAUGUCAGCAGGAGGAGCUACCGGGCGGCGUACUCGCGCUUACGCCAGAAGACCGUGAGUGCGAGAACUUCUUCUCCCUCACACAUUCCCGGACCGCGGACGGUCGUUACAUGGUGAGACUCCCGGUCGUGGACCCGUUGCCCGAUCUCAAGGGAACGCGCAGCUCGGCCUUACGAGCACUGGCGCACAUGAAGAGACGAUUCGCCCGAGAUGACAAAUUGAAGCAGCUGUACGUCGAGUUCAUGCGGCAGUACGAGGAGCUUGGACAUAUGACGCCGGUGGCUCCGGAGGACAAAACUAAGAGACGUGUGAGCUACCUUCCACACCACGGCGUGAUGCGAGAGGCGAGCACCUCGACGAAGCUGCGCAUCGUAUUCAACGGCUCGACGUCAUUACCCUCUGGUGACUCGCUCAAUAAGUGUCUGCGGGUGGGACCAAACCUCCUGCCGAAUCUAGCCGAUGUACUGCUGUGGUGGCGUCGCUGGCGCUACGUCCUGGCUGCGGAUAUGGAAAAGAUGUACCGCCAGAUCCUAGUCCAUCCCGAUGAUCGCGAUCUGCAGCGAAUUUUCUGGCGGUAUAAGAUUGAAGACGAGAUGCAGGAGUAUCUUCUCAACACGGUCACUUACGGGCUGACGUGUGCACCGUUCCUGGCGAUGCGCUCCGUUCAACAACUUGCCGAGGACGAAAAAAAACUCUUCCCCCUGGCCGCAAUCGCCCUACUGAUUGACAGGUACAUGGACGAUGUACUCUCGGGCGCGGAUACACUGGAAAAGGCUCUGGCUCUCCGGCAUCAACUCUCGGAGUUCUGCAUGGCGGGCGGCUUUCCGCUCCGCAAAUGGUCGGCCAACGAGGAGUCCUUGCUGACGGACGUUCCAGCGGAGCACAGGAUGCAGCGCGAGCUCUGCUCUUGGCGACCGCAAGAGUCGCAUGCCAUUCUCGGCCUUCAAUGGCAUCCCUGCCUCGACAGCUUCUCCUUUGCUACGAAGACGAGUUUAGUGACGUUUUUCACGAAGAGGUCGGUGCUGUCCCUCACCGCCCGGCUUUUCGAUCCGCUCGGUUGGUUGGCGCCGGUGGUGGUGAGUGCGAAGAUCUUGUUCCAGGCUACCUGGCUAAGAGGACUGGACUGGGAUGACCCCUUGAGCGAGACUGACGCUCUGCAGUGGAAGACCUACCAGGCGGAGCUCCCGUUGCUGGAGCAAAUUCGAGUCCCUCGGAGAAUAUAUCCAGGCGCCAGAGGACUCGGCGUCGAACUUCAUGGCUUUGCCGAUGCCUCCGAGAAAGCCUAUGCUGCCGUGGUUUACUUGCGAGCACAGGCGCAGGACGGAUCAUGGCUGGUCACCUUGCUCGCGGCAAAGACCAAG